AUGUAUGAUGACCCUGUUGAUACUAAACCGAUAGAUAUAACAGAUGAUGAUAUCGGUAAUUAUGAUAAUGUUGUUAAGACUGCUGACAAUAUAGAUGUUUCUAAAGUUGAUGUACAGAUGUUUGAAACUCAGCAAGAACGAGAAGAAAACAAAGAUGACAAGAUAGCAAAAGACAAGUGCUCAACUGAGCAACCGGUGAAUGCACAAUCAACAGAGACUCAGACUACACUAGUCAAUAAUGAUAAAGUUGAUAAGGAAAAGGAAGCACCGGUGAAAGAACAAACUGUUGAAAAUCCACCAUCAGUCAAGGACACUACUAAUGAAGAGAAGACAAAAAAAGAUAAGGAGGAAGAGAAGGAAACAGAGAAGGAGGAAGAGGAGAGGAGAACAAAAGAAAUAAAGUCAACUCCUAAGGUUCCUCCUGAAUCCAAACUAAAGGAAACAAAAGAUGAUGAUGAUGAUGAUGACUCCGCUAGUGGCCGCCUGCCAUGUGGUGGACGUGGGCCUGUCAGUUUUUUUGGAUUCCUACCAGGAAGCAAGGUAGUUGGCAGCUGGCAAACAAGAGCAGUUGGCACAAAGGUAAAGCAGGCUGCUAGAGGCGGAGGCGGUAGUGGCAUGGAGGAAGCCGGGAAGGUUGUCGGGAAGAUGAAGAUGAUGGGGUCAGGGUCAGACCAGAGGCAUCCACGUGGAGCAGCAACCGCGGUGGGAAGCAGCAUGGUCAGGAGGGAGCGCUCGAGUGGAGAGGAGACUGCAACAGCCGGCGGUGGAUGUUAG
This is a messenger RNA of Cryptomeria japonica (Japanese cedar), 774 nucleotides long. RefSeq lists its product as uncharacterized. The transcript is spliced from 3 exons. The record is from RefSeq and is a predicted model, not a curated record. Lineage: Eukaryota; Viridiplantae; Streptophyta; Pinopsida; Cupressales; Cupressaceae. The coding region runs from base 1 to 774 and encodes 257 amino acids.